Messenger RNA from Topomyia yanbarensis, 681 nucleotides. RefSeq lists its product as uncharacterized. The coding region runs from base 1 to 681 and encodes 226 amino acids. Gene Ontology annotation, molecular function: nucleic acid binding. The record is from RefSeq and is a predicted model, not a curated record. NCBI's taxonomy places the organism in Eukaryota, Metazoa, Arthropoda, Insecta, Diptera, Culicidae. Gene Ontology annotation, biological process: DNA integration. The transcript has a single exon.
AUGUCUUCUGAACGGUUCAUUCAAGCCUUUCGUCGGUUUAUUUCGCGACGAGGAAAACCAUCUGAUAUGUACUCUGACAAUGGGCGAAAUUUUGUUGGGGCACGGAAUCAAUUGUCGGAACUUAUACGGAAUUUACGAACGAAGGAGUACCAUGAGCCAAUUGCCAAGGAAUGCGCUGUCGAAGGAAUACACUGGCACUUCAACCCGCCCAGCGCACCUCACUUUGGAGGGUUAUGGGAGGCAGCCGUUCGCUCCGCCAAAACUCAUCUUCUAAAGGUUCUUGGCCAGACUCCGGUUUCAUUUGAGGACUUGCAAACGUUACUCAUGCAAGUUGAAGGUUGUCUCAACUCGCGGCCAAUGACAGCACUCUCUGAUGACCCUACUGAUUUGGAGCCGUUAACUCCGGGUCAUUUCCUUAUUGGAGCAUCUCUACAGGCUGCUCCUGAUCGGGAUUAUAGUGCUGUUCCCCUAGGACGUCUUCGACAGUGGCAAGCAGUUCAGCAAAGGUUGCAACACUUUUGGACCCGAUGGAAAUCUGAGUACCUAUCUCAGUUGCAAGGACGUAUGAAGCGUUGGAAACCUCCAGUGCCCAUAGAUGUAGGACGUUUAGUAGUUUUGCGAGAUGAUAACUCUCCACCUUAUCGGUGGUCACUCGGUCGUAUCCAGGAAGUGCAUCCCUGA